Molecule: messenger RNA, 2769 nt
Organism: Nymphaea colorata (pocket water lily)
Lineage: Eukaryota; Viridiplantae; Streptophyta; Magnoliopsida; Nymphaeales; Nymphaeaceae
Exons: 11
Coding region: 122-2275 (717 amino acids)
Biological process (GO): mRNA processing; regulation of mRNA stability
Cellular component (GO): cytoplasm; nucleus
Molecular function (GO): poly(A) binding
Source: RefSeq, a predicted model, not a curated record
UACGAACAAAUCCGAUAUGGGACCUGAAAGUUUACAGUAGCCCCUUCAUAUUCCUUGUUUACUGUUCUGGGGCUUCAUUUCUCUCUCCGGACUGGCAGAAAAAAUUGCAGAGUCUCUCUCCAUGGACGUCUCUCAUUGUAGGCCUCGAUCCUUCAAGAUGGACAGGAAGUCUCCUUUGGCUUUGGAACUGAAGGAGACGGUCUUAAAGAAGCUCCUCGAGUUCUUGGGGAACUACUCGGACGACGUUCUAGCGGAAUACAUUGUGGUGCUUGUAUGCAAUGGCAAACGUCAGGAUCAAGCACGAGAUGAUCUAGAGGCUUUUCUUGGUGACAGCUGCAAUUCUUUCAUAGACUGGUUAUGGGGUUAUCUUUCUGAAAAAGUGAAACCUUCGAAAGCAUCUGCUGCCACUUCAAGCCUCAGGAAGCAAUCUUCUAAAGAUGGAGAUAGCCAUGCUACAGAGGUUAACUUCAGGGGACAAUCUGCUAAGAAUAGAGAUAGCCAUGCUACAGAGAUUGUGGAGGUCGAAAACAACCAGAUCCAACCUCCUUUGUUGGAGGGUUGCAAUGCAGAUAAGUCUAAGAGUGAAUCUGUGGUACUCGUAGCCUCAACUGCAACAACAGCGGACUGUCCUGAUUGCACUUUUGUAAGUACAGAUAUGAAGAAGAAAUGCAGAUAUCAAUACAGAAGUGGAACUAUUGGUUCGUCAUUUACCAACAAGUCUUAUAUUAGGGAUGCUCCACAUGGAUCAGCCUUUGUGGGAUGUCAUCCAAUUAAUCAAGAAACUUGUGUAAAGGACAUUGAUUGUGGAGGCCAGAUUAAGCAGAUAGUAGGUGGUGCACAUGCUGCAAGUUGUGACCAAAACUUUCAAGCAUCAACAGAGAAACCAGCUUUCAUUAACCCUCGAUUAGGUAUUGCUGGUAGUGAAAAUGCUGAUGCAAGAGUAUCUGGAAGAGAUGCUGAUGACAUUGUGGCAAACCAUGUCACUAGUAAGCGAACCAAUGUUUGGGACAGAUUAGGUAGGCCUGCUGAAGAAAAUGCUGUUGCAAAAGAUGAACAGGUUAUAGUGGGUGCUUUCAACGGAAUGAAAAGACAAAAAGAGGCACUUCCUGAGGAGAUGCUUGGCAGCCGUGUGGUACUCUCUGGUAAUAGACUUAAUAAAAGGUUAAUUGGAGAAGCUAUAGCAAGUGAGAAAGACUGGGUCAAAAGUAAAAAGAACACUGAUGUUGGGCAAUUUCAAAGACCAGAACAAUUAUUUGCUAUGAAACGUCAACAGCAUGUAUUUAAGAAAAAAAACCAGUAUCUUGAUUUUAAUUCUUCAAAUGAUUCUGUUCCAUCAGUGGAAUGUGUGGAUAAACAUAUUUCAUAUGAAGGAGUAUCUGGAAGAUUCCCAGAAGCAUCUGAUGUUCAAUGUGGAUUCACCCGAAACCUUAACUUCGUUGGUGAUGGGACAAGGAAAACAUCUUCUUUAUCUUCUGGUUUACGAAGUCCUUCAUCUAUAUCUUUGAGCAAAAUAUCUUCAUCUCUUCAAAAUCAAAAGGAAAUGAAGGAGAGACCUCCUAGUGCAGAGAUGAAGGCAGAUAAAUUUCAUGCCUCUCAGGAUGGUUGUUAUGCUGAUGUGGAGAUGGAGCAUACUGGCCACGGCUCCAAACAAUCGGAGGUUCAAGAUGUGAAACUAAGAUUGCAUCAAAUAGAAAUGGAGAUGCAGAAACUGCGGUCUAAACAUUCAGAAAUCAACAGCGAAAUCAAGCCACAUGAGUUGUCUAAUUCUGGUGGGAGAAGUAUGCUGCCUCAUCCUGACGAAGAUAUUGAAUCAAGGACUGUCUUUCUCACAAAUGUGCAUUUUGCGGCGACUAAGGAAGCCUUACAUUAUCAUUUUAUGAAAUGUGGGCCUGUGAUAAAAGUUAUUAUAUUGACUGAUGCAGUUACUUCCCAGCCCAAUGGGUCAGCUUAUAUAAUUUUUGCUGACAAGAAAGCUGCAAACAAUGCAAUUGCAUUGAAUGGAACUUCUUUUAUGUCUCGGAUUUUAAAGAUUGAGCGAAAGUCAGAUGUAUCCACCACUCCUGCUAAACCUUUACGUAUCUCUGCUCAUGAUCUCAGCCUGCCACCAGAGAAUCCUUCAUAUGCUAAGAAGACUCCCUUCGUUAAGAGACAGUACAUCACUUCCCAUCUACAAUGGAAACGGGAUACUGGUAAUGAUUCCUUGUCUGGUACUGCCGCUGGUAGCAACAACUCUUCUGUCGCAGACCGCAGCAUGGAACUCCACUCACCUACGUAAGGAGAGCUGGAACGUAGAGAAAUAUACAUUCUGCUGCGAUGAGUUUUCCUUGGUCAAAAUAAAGCUCCAUCUACUGCCACAAAAAUUCACAUCGAAUUAGAGGCAAAGCACAACCAAUUGUUCAGUAGAGAAACAGCGAAGCUUCUGUGCGUUUUGAGUUCAAGAAUCCUUCAUUUGCACAGAACACAAAACGUCAUUCACUAAUAGAAGAAAAGGGCGAUGGGCAGAUGACAAUUGGAGAAUACAGAUGAUGUGGAGGUAGGUAACCUGCCAACGUUCAGAUAUACUGAACUGUUAACCAUGAGAUACGAGAAUAGCAUUUUUCUUGUAUGACUUGAGGAGCCUCUUCUGUUCUUGCAAUGAAAGCACAUAACAUUUUUGAAUUUGGGGCUCUUUGGGAAAGACGAUUUUACUUGUGACCCAAAAGGGUAUAACUGUCACUGUCAGUGGCAAUAGCAAAUUCCUAACAUGACAUUUACUGUGAGUUGCCUUCA